Molecule: messenger RNA, 2041 nt
Organism: Daktulosphaira vitifoliae (grape phylloxera)
Lineage: Eukaryota; Metazoa; Arthropoda; Insecta; Hemiptera; Phylloxeridae
Product: UDP-glycosyltransferase UGT5-like
Exons: 6
Coding region: 301-1896 (531 amino acids)
Molecular function (GO): UDP-glycosyltransferase activity
Source: RefSeq, a predicted model, not a curated record
ACUACAUCUGCUUAAUAUAUUGCUUAUAAUAAACUUAUGUAAUAAUAUAUAUUUAAGUAUAUAUACUGUUGAAUUAAAUUAGAGACGGCUCUUAGUGGGAAUGAGGAAAAUUAUUCUUUGUUUAUCAUCUCGCCAUGGAUGACAAGAUUCAAAUUAUAAUAUGUCUAAGUGUUUUUUAACCAUUAAAUUUGUUCAAUAAUAAAUAACAUUUGUUUUCAAAUUUUUAGUUAACAUUUUUUUUAAAUUAUUGUCUAAAUUCGUUAAUUACUUUAUGGUGAAAAAUACGAAUCAGGAAUUAAGAUGAAUUUGAUAUAUUGUUAUAUUAUUUUUGUUGUUGGAUAUGGACUCAGUUCAGUUAACGUACAAGCAUCUAAUAUUUUAGCCUUUUUACCAUCAGAAACUCAAAGUCAUUUUUUUGGUUUUACUCCUUUAUUAAAAGAAUUAGUUAAAAAAGGUCAUAAUCUAACACUGGUAUCACCGUAUUCUCUUAAUAAUGAAUUUCGUAAUAAGUACAAUUAUAUUCAUUUGGAAGAUAGCGGAUUUACAAAAACAAUUAAUCACAUGGAUAAAUCUUCUUUUGUAAUGAAAAUUAUAAACUACAUACCGUCAGUUAUUUUUAUUUUAUUUGGUGGUCCUUUCAUAUCAAUUAAAGCUUUGGAUAAAGAUGCAGUUAAAAAUUUUAUAGAAAAUGAUAAAUCAAAUUUUGAUUUAGUAAUUUUUGAAAAUUUUUUUGCUGAAAGUCAUGUUACCCUUGGUCACAAAUAUAAUGCACCAGUUGUACAGUUAGUGUCAGCAAAUGUCAACCCUAGAAUUUCUCAAUGGCAUGGGAACCCUUACCAUCCAGGUUACAUUCCAGAAGUUACUAGUAACUUUCCUACCAAUAUGACUUUUAUUCAAAGAACAAUUAAUGUUGCAUAUAUGUUAUGUAGCACUUGGUUAAAUAAGAUGAUAUAUAUACCACAGCAAAAAAACAUGAUGAAUUCAUACUUCAAAUAUCCUGGAUAUGAAAAUAGACCUGAUUUAGGUGAUAUGCUUGGCAGCAUAUCUUUGACAGUAUAUAUGAGUCAUUCAAUAGUCAGCACUGUUACACCUCAUGUUCCAAGUUAUAUCCCAAUGGCCGGAACACAUAUAGCUCCUAACAAAGAACUACCAGAGAAUUUGAAAACUAUUAUGGAAAAUGCCAAAGAUGGUGUUGUAUUCUUUAGUUUGGGCUCUGUUAUACAAUCUUCAAAAAUGUCUAAUGAAUCAGUUUCAAUGUUUCUAUCAGUGUUGGGAAAAAUUAAACAAACUGUAUUGUGGAAAUGGGAAGAUGACCAAUUACCUAAUUUACCAAAAAAUAUUAUUGUUCGUAAAUGGUUUCCCCAAAAUGAUAUUUUAGGACAUCCAAACUGUAAACUGUUUAUUACUCAUGGUGGAGUAUUAAGUAUUAUUGAAUCAUUUCAUCAUAGUGUUCCUAUUUUAUGUAUGUCUAUUUUUGCUGAUCAAGAUCAAAAUUGUAUGCAAGCUAGUUUAAAAGGCAUGGCACUUCAUAUUCCAUUCUUUGAAGUUACUAGUCAAAGAUUGAGCAAUUCUCUUCAAAGACUUAUUAAUGAUCCACAAUUUAAAAAUAAUGCGUUGAAAAACUCAGCUAUACUUAAAGACACUGCGAUUUCAAUUUUAGACAAUGUGAUUUAUUGGAUUGAAUAUGUGAUACGCCACAAUGGUGCCCAACAUUUAAAAACUACAGCUAACAAUCAUUAUUGGUUCCAGUUUUUACUUUUAGAUGUUAUAGUUGUUUGUUUAUUAGUAUUAAUUUUAAUUUUAUAUAUAAAUUUCAAAUGUCUUAGUUAUAUAUUUAGGAAAUAUACUACCCGAAAAGUUAGCUACAGUGAUAAAUUACCAAAAAAAAAUCAAUGAUCAAAAAUCAGUGUAAUUAACCAUUCAAUGUAAAUGUAAAUUUUACCAAAACUUUUACUUUAAAACAUUUUAUUGUUAAUUUAAAGUUUAUUUUUUUACUUAACUCUUUAUAUACCUUGACUUUAAAUAUAUUGUAUUUAAAUUA